Gossypium raimondii (Peruvian cotton) is the source of this 2239-nucleotide messenger RNA. RefSeq names its product cysteine-rich receptor-like protein kinase 15. The record is from RefSeq and is a predicted model, not a curated record. Gene Ontology annotation, biological process: protein phosphorylation. NCBI's taxonomy places the organism in Eukaryota, Viridiplantae, Streptophyta, Magnoliopsida, Malvales, Malvaceae. Gene Ontology annotation, molecular function: ATP binding; protein kinase activity.
UCCAAUUUUUUUUUUAAAAAAAAAUGGACAAUUCUGCAUUUUCAGCUAUGCUUUUGUUGAUCAUGUUCGUUUUCUCCAUUAAAGUUUCUUCAAAUCCUCUUUAUACUUUUUGUUCAGACAAUACAGGCAAUUACACAAGUAACAGCACAUUCGAGAACAACCUUAAAUGGGUACUAGACUCAUUACCAUCCAAUACUUCGGGUACAGGUUUCUAUAGUACCUUGAUCGGAGAAGGCGUCGAUCGCGUCUACGCGCGAGCGCUUUGCCGGGGAGACGUGAACGCUACGUUAUGUCGAAAUUGCGUUAAAAACGCUAGCCGAGACGUCCUUUCCGAUUGCAAGACAUUAGAAGGAAUCGUAUGGUAUGAUGAUUGUCAAGUUCAGUACUCAUUUCAAAACAGUUCGUUGAUGGUAUAUACCGGAAAAUACCCAGAUUCGAACAACAAAGAGAAAAACAUAUCGAAUCCCGGUCGGUUUGAUGAUGCAUUGACGUUUUUAAUGAACAAUGUAUCGAACGAUGCAGCGUAUGAUUCCGAGUUGAUGUUCAAAACCGGCGAAGUGAAGGUUAAUAAGAAGGAAACAUUAUAUGGGUUAGUUCAAUGUACAAGGGACAUUGUUGGUGAUACAUGUCGUAGCUGUUUAGAUUCAGCACUUAAAGAUCUUAAUGGCUGUUGCCGGUCUCGGACAGGGGGAAGUGUUCUUAGUAGGAACUGUAACGUGAGGUUCCAAAUAUAUAAAUUUUAUAAUGUCAUGAAUUCUCCAUUAAUAUACGCUGAAUCCAAAACAGGGUCUAAAUGGAGCUUUGGGAUGAUUAUCGCAGUCGUAUGUGCCGCCGUACUGGUUGUUGCGCUUGUCGCUGUUUCGAGUUUCGUAUACACCCGAUCGAAGAAACGGAAACAAAAGGAUGAGGAAAGAAGCCAGACAAUAUUGCUAUAUGAAUUGGCAAGUCCCAAAGAAGUGAUCAUAACACAAGAAGGCGAAUUGGUGACUGCUCAAGAAUUUCCUUUCCUUGAUUUAGCUACAAUAAGGGUAGCUACGGAUGAUUUUUCGGAUUCAAACAAGCUCGGACAAGGCGGAUUCGGUACGGUUUAUAAGGGUGUGUUACCAAAUGGGAAGGAAGUGGCAAUUAAAAGGUUAUCAAGGAAAUCAUGGCAAGGCUUGGAAGAAUUGAAGAAUGAAGUUAUUUUGAUUGCAAAGCUUCAACAUAGAAACCUUGUAAGGCUAUUGGGAUGUGGGAUUGAAGGUGAUGAAAAGUUGCUUUUAUACGAGCUUAUGCCUAACAAAAGCCUUGAUUUCUUCAUCUUUGAUCCUGAGAAACGCUCACAAAUUGAUUGGAAAACAUGGUUCGACAUCAUUACUGGAAUUUCCAGAGGACUUCUUUAUCUUCACGAAGAUUCUCGGCUUAAAAUCAUUCACAGAGAUUUAAAACCCAGCAAUGUGUUGUUGGAUCAAGACAUGGUUGCCAAAAUAUCAGAUUUUGGGAUGGCAAGGAUCUUUUGUGAAAACCAGAACGCAGGCAACACUAAAAGAGUUGUGGGAACAUAUGGAUAUAUGGCUCCGGAGUAUGCAAUGGAAGGAUUAUUCUCGGUGAAAUCCGAUGUUUUUAGCUUCGGCGUGAUAAUGCUAGAGAUCCUUUCCGGGAAAAAAAACAGCGGUUUCUACCAAACCAAACUUGCCCAAACACUGCUUGCAUAUGCUUGGGGGUUAUGGAAAGAAGGUAAAGAAUUGGAAUUAAUGGACCCUUGUUUACUGGAAUCAUGCUCGAUACCCGAAAUAAGGAGGUGCAUGCAUGUCGGGCUUCUAUGCGUGCAGGAAGAUCCGACAGAUAGACCAACCAUGUCCGAUGUAGUAGUUGUCUUAGGAAGUGACACGAUUACGCUUAGCCCACCCAAAAGACCUGCAUUUUCGGGGAAGAAUGAUUACGAACUAUCAGUCUUCAGUAAUAGAUCCGUCGAUAAACCAGAUGACAAUGUCUAAUAUCUCGGCCCGCUGAAAAAAUUGGCUCCGAGUGAAAAUAGAAUUUAACCUAACUACUGUAGGAUUCGAUGUCCGAAAUUUCAAUAUCCCAUUUGUUCAAAUGAUAUAACAGGAAUAUUGAUGUGGUUGUUUUUGUGAAUAGGCAUGAUUAAAUCAAUGUAAUUAUAGAUAUAGUCCUGUUUAGUCUAUUCUUAACACUAUAUUUGCUUUCAGAUGUUUAAUUUGAUCCAUUGAAUCUAAUUAAUAUAAGGAAAUUACUCAAA